This is a messenger RNA of Calypte anna (Anna's hummingbird), 4607 nucleotides long. It is a transcript of the gene CUX2, whose product is annotated as cut like homeobox 2. The transcript has 18 exons. Lineage: Eukaryota; Metazoa; Chordata; Aves; Apodiformes; Trochilidae. The record is from RefSeq and is a predicted model, not a curated record. Gene Ontology annotation, molecular function: DNA-binding transcription factor activity, RNA polymerase II-specific; DNA binding. Gene Ontology annotation, biological process: regulation of DNA-templated transcription. Bases 30 to 4451 code for a protein of 1473 amino acids.
CCGCGCCGCUCCGCCGGUUCUCCCCCAAGAUGGCCGCCGAGGUGGGAUCGAUGUUUCGAUACCGGACGCGGUUUGAUGUCCGCCGGCUCCAGGUGAUUGCACUUAGUAAGAGAAGCAAAGAGGCAGAGACGGCGUUCCUCAGCGUUUACAAGCAAUUGAUUGAAGCUCCAGACCCUGCUACCCGGAGCCUGGAGGACCGUCUGCAGCAGCUCCAGCGCCUUGAGCCCGAACCCACCCCCCUGAAGGACCUGGGCCGCCCUUGGAAGAAGCACCCUGAGCUUUUCCUCCCCAAAGGUACCCCCCGGCACUGCCCACCCCGUCGGAUGAGGGUGGCAGUGACCGUCCCCAGCCGGGGCACCUCUGAGCAUCCCUGGAAUACUACGGAUCUCAGGGCCAGGACCUGUCCCCUGGCCUGCGGUCCCCUGCUGCCACCGCCGCUGUCCCCAGCGUGGCCGUGUGGGACGUGUCCCCCCGCAGAGCGCAGAGAGGGGACCUCGCCGGCGGUCGGGCUCGUGGCAGCGGCCGAGCUCCCCGGCACCGAGGGCAAAGCACCGUGUGCUGAAACCUUGCUGCAGAGAAAUGAGGCUGAAAAGCAAAAGGGGCUGCAGGAAGCACAGGUCACUUUGGCUGCACGGCUGGGAGAGGCAGAGGAGAAGAUCAAAGUGCUCCACACAGCACUGAAAGCCACCCAGACAGAGCUGCUGGAGCUGCGGUGUAAAUACGACGAGGAAGCAGCAUCCAAGGCAGAUGAAGUAGCCAUGAUCAUGACAAACCUCGAAAAAGCCAACCAGCGAGCGGAGGCGGCGCAGAGGGAAGUGGAGAGCCUGCGGGAGCAGCUGGCAGCAGUCAACAGCUCCCUCCGCCUGGCCUGCUGCUCCCCCCCAGGCACUGCCGGGGACAAAGUGAACUAUUCCAUGUGCUCAGGGUCGAGGCUAGAGGCAGCUCUGGCUGCCAAGGACCGGGAGAUCCUGAGGCUCCUGAAGGAUGUGCAGCACCUCCAGAGCUCACUGCAGGAGCUGGAGGAAUCCUCUGCCCACCAGAUCGCCGAGCUGGAGGGGCAGCUCGCUGCCAAGAAUGAAGCCAUCGAGAAGCUGGAGGAGAAGCUGCAGGCACAGGCGGACUAUGAGGAGAUCAAAACCGAGCUGAGCAUCCUGAAGGCGAUGAAGGUGGCCUCCACAGGCUGCAGCCUUCCCCAGGCAAGUGCCAUGGCACCCACCGACACGCUGGCCAGGCUGGGCUGUGUGUGCCGGUCCGGCCACCGGCGCCUCCGCCGCCAUUUCCCAUCUGGGCUUGGCUCCUUGCAGAGCAUAUCGAAGGCAGAGGAGGCCCUGCUGCUGGGGAAGGAAGCUUUCUACCCCUCGCAGAAGUACCUACUGGAGAAGCCCAACCUCCUGGCCAGUGCAGAGGAGGAUCACUCUGAAGACGAGGCGGGGAAGGAUUCACUGGCCAUGGAGCAGCCAUACCCAUCCCCCCAGCACGCCCCAGCGGAUGAACCCACCUCCCCUGCACCCCUGCCUGGCCCCGGGAUGGCCCCUGAUACCCCCCGCCCUUUCUCACUAUCCCCCUUCCCAGGGGGUGAACGGCUUUCGGGGGACCCCAAGCCCCCCCACCUCCAUCCACCUGCCUACAAGAGUGAGCCCUCUGGUGGGGGGGGCCCAUCCUUGCCCUCCACCUUCUUCGGGGCCAAAAGCAGCACCGGAACCCCGGCCACCGUGCCGGCCCCCAGCCCGCCCAGCGAGCCCUCUGAGGGCAGCAGUGCUGAGGAGGAGCAGCUGGACACGGCCGAAAUCGCCUUCCAGGUGAAGGAGCAGCUGCUGAAGCACAACAUCGGGCAGAGGGUGUUUGGGCACUACGUGCUGGGGCUGUCCCAGGGCUCUGUCAGCGAGAUCCUGGCCCGGCCCAAACCCUGGCGCAAGUUGACGGUGAAGGGGAAGGAGCCGUUCAUCAAGAUGAAGCAGUUCCUCUCUGACGAGCAGAAUGUGCUGGCCCUGAGGACUAUCCAGGUGCGCCAGAGAGGUAGCAUCACACCACGGAUCAGGACACCGGAGACCGGCUCUGACGACGCCAUCAAAAGCAUCCUGGAGCAGGCAAAGAAGGAGAUUGAGUCACAGAAGGGAGGGGAACCCAAAACACCUUCAGCAUCACAGGCAGUGGCCAACGGGGCAGGUGGCAGCAGCUCAGAGGAGGCCAUCAAAAGCAUCCUGGAGCAGGCACGGCGAGAGAUGCAGGCGCAGCAGCAGGCGCUGCUGGAGAUGGAGUCGGGAGGCAGCGGGCGCCCCGGGGACACCCCCCCUGCUGAGCGCUCCACGUUGGCCACCGUCAGCCAGAACAUCGUCCCCACCUACGUCAAGCAGGAGGAGGGAAGUGGGUCCAGCCCUGGACCCCCCCAGACGCCCCUGGCUGUCCUCUCUCCCGCUGCCUUUGUCCAGAGCAUCAUCCGGAAGGUGAAGUCGGAGAUCGGGGACGCCGGCUCCUACUUUGACCAGCACUGGGCAUCGGAGCGGAGCCUGCUCAGCCGGCCCUACACCUCCGUCUCCCCUUCCCUCUCCUCCUCCUCCUCGAGCUACUCCAGCAUGGCCAACGGCCGGGGCUGGCCACGGGGUGAGCCUGGUGAAAGUGGUGCUAACGAGGAUGAGUUGGCACCAGUGGACGAUGAGCCCCAGCGGGUGACGGAGAUGAAGGCGGAGGGAGCGGGCGCAGAGCCCGGGCCGGGUGGUCGCCUCUCCUACUACCCUGCCUAUGUGCCACGGACCCUGAAGCCCACUGUGCCACCACUGACACCAGAGCAGUACGAGAUGUACAUGUACAGGGAGGUGGACACGCUGGAACUGACCCGUCAGGUCAAGGAGAAGUUGGCCAAGAAUGGCAUCUGCCAAAGGAUCUUUGGAGAGAAGGUGCUGGGACUGUCCCAGGGCAGCGUCAGUGACAUGUUGUCACGUCCCAAACCAUGGAGCAAGCUGACACAGAAGGGACGAGAGCCCUUCAUCCGCAUGCAGCUCUGGUUGACCGACCAGUUGGGCCAAGGCAUCAGCCAGCAGCCAACCCCCUCUCAGGCCAGCCCCGUGGAGCCCCAGCUGUCCCCCUCGCCGCCCCCCAGCCCUGCUGAGCAGGAGAAGGGCUGCCAGGAGCCCCUCACCCUGGCCUUGGAGAGCAGCAAGGAGAACCAGCAGCCUGAGAGCCGGUCCACACCUGCAUUGGGUGGGAAGAGCUACCCCAACAGCCAGGGACCUGUGGGCAUCCAGGAGAUCGUGGCCAUGUCCCCCGAGUUGGACACCUACUCCAUCACCAAGAAGGUCAAGGAGGUCUUGACAGACAACAAUUUAGGCCAGCGGCUGUUUGGGGAGAGCAUCCUGGGCCUGACGCAGGGCUCGGUGUCCGAUCUCCUCUCCAGACCCAAGCCGUGGCACAAGCUGAGCCUGAAGGGGAGGGAGCCCUUCGUCCGCAUGCAGCUCUGGCUCAACGACCCCCACAACGUGGAGAAGCUGCGUGACAUGAAGAAGCUGGAGAAGAAAGCCUACCUGAAACGUCGCUACGGGCUGAUGGGCACCGGCUCGGACAGCGAGUCCCCCAGCGCCCGCUCCGAGUGCGCCAGCCCCGGCCUGCAGCCACAGGACCUCAGCCUCCUCCAGAUCAAGAAGCCACGGGUGGUGCUGGCCCCAGAGGAGAAGGAAGCCCUGAAGAAAGCCUACCAGCUGGAGCCCUACCCCUCCCAGCAGACCAUUGAGUUGCUCUCCUUCCAGCUCAACCUCAAGACCAACACCGUCAUCAACUGGUUUCACAACUACAGGUCACGGAUGCGCCGGGAGAUGCUGGUGGAGGGCACUCAGGACAACGACACGGACCCAGAGCAGAGCAGUGGGACGGCCAUCCCUGGGCACCGGCCACCCCACAGCCCCGAUUCGGAUGCUGAGGACCAUAAACCCACGUUUGGGGUGACCGAACACCCUUGUGCCACCACCACGCCAGUCAAGGUGAAGGAGGAAGAGCAGGGGGACGCGGGCGGUUGGAGCCGCUGGCGGGACUCGCGCAGCCCAGCCGGGGCGGCUGAGGGGACCGGACCCCCUCAGGAGGAGCGGGGGGCAGCCCCUCACGCCGCCGCCCCCAACGCCGGCAGCCUGCCGCGGCGGGGGGGUCGUGCCGGUGCCAACACGGGGGGACCCCCACCGCCACCACACCCCGACAGCUCCCAGUCCUCCGCCGGCUCAUCCCAUUGCAGUUUGGAGGUUUCCCCAACGUCACCUUCAGCGGCCUCCUCUCCCGGCCUUGCCGGCUCGGCCUCACCGGGCCCAUCCUCUGCCGGGCCGGUUUCACCGGCUCUGCCACCGGCUCCCGGCCCCCGGCUCAGCACCAGCGUCCAGCGGCGCCAUGAGAAGAUGGCCAACCUCAACAACAUCAUCCACCGCCUGGAGCGGGCUGCCAACAGGGAGGAGGCCCUGGAGUGGGAGUUCUGACCUCCUCCACCCCGCUGCCCUCAGUAUAUAUCCACACAUCCGUAUAUAUAUAAAUAUAUAUAUAUAUAUUUUGUUAAAUGCAGCACGCACCGAGAGGCCACAGGCGGCCAGCACCAUGUUGGUGGAAAAGGGGGGGAGGGUCCCCUGCUAUGAAGC